CUACCAGUGCCUCGGGAGGGGCUAAUCUGAGCCUCCCGGACGAAAUCAGGGAUUAUAGAUCUGGGGUCAGAGAUUCCAGACUUGCCCCGGGUCUAGAUCCGCCCGGGACGCAGCCCGCCUAGCUGGAAUUGCCACCACUCCUACAAAGGACAGCCCCGCGGGGUCGGGGGAAGGGGCUGCGGACCUCCUGCAGAUGGCCAGGGUCCUUCAACAAAUGGGGAAACUGAGGCCCAGAUGGGCCAAAUGAGGGCCACCUGGGCAGCCAGGGACAGCUUGGACAGGGACGGAAGCCUGACUGACUCUGCUGGGCCACUGCUCCCAUCACCCCUUAGCCCAUCCCCUCAGCCGGCCUGGGAGGACUUCCUGCUCUCCCAUCCUCGUCCCUGGAUUGGCCAUGAAAGGGUCAUCUACUCCUCGGGCCUGCGCGAUGCGGGACGAGAGACGAGGAGGGCGGGCAAGAUGGCGGCUACUCCUGCCGGUGUGGGCCGGCUAGAGGAAGAGGCGUUGCGGCGAAAGGAACGGCUGAAGGCCCUGCGGGAGAAAACCGGGCGCAAGGACAAGGAAGACGGGGAGCCAAAGACCAAGCAGCUCAGAGAAGGGGAGGAGGAAGGCGAGAAACACAGGGAACUCAGGCUGCGGAACUAUGUCCCAGAGGAUGAGGACCUGAAGAGGAGGAGGGUGCCCCCAGCCAAACCAGUCGCGGUGGAAGAGAAGGUGAAGGAGCAGCUGGAGGCCGCCAAGCCAGAGCCCGUCAUUGAGGAAGUGGACCUGGCUAACCUUGCACCCCGGAAGCCUGAUUGGGACCUCAAGAGAGACGUAGCCAAGAAGCUGGAGAAGUUAGAAAAGCGGACCCAGAGAGCCAUUGCUGAACUGAUCCGCGAGAGGCUGAAAGGCCAGGAGGAUAGCUUGGCCUCUGCGGUGGACGCCAACACAGAACAAGAGGCCUGCGACUCCGACUGAGGCGUGCCCUGUCCCCUCACCCAUCUGUCAGGCCUGUCCUUGGGCAAGGGUAGGAGCUGGGCUUGCCAUCACUUCCAGUUUGGCUUCAGAGCAGUGACUCCCUGCCCCAUCAGUCUGAAAACCCCCCACCCCCAUGGAGUGAGGUCAACUCCUUGUCUCCUGAGUGGUCCCCACCACCCUGAGUGGGGACAGAGCCAGCAGCAACUCUGUAGGCUGGCUGUGUCUGUACAUAUGUAUGUGUUUGGAACAUUUUUUUAAUCUCUGGAAAUAGAAACAAGCAGACCCCUGUGUGUGGUAGAAACCUAUCAAAUAUUUCCUGGGUCCUUGGGGCACUGUGGGAUCGGGCCCCAAGACAGGGUGGCUACAGAGGUCAUGCUUAAUUUGUAAGCCCUGUGUUGGGCUGAGCAUGUUGAGGCUGGAGGAGUGGGGAAGGCCCAGGUGUGACCUUCUGGGCCUAGGUCUUGACCCAGUCCUUGGUCAGUGAUGGUCAUCUCAAACCCUUGGGUGACAGAGACAUGGUCUGAGAGGAUUCUUAAGACUUCCCACAGGCCUAGGCCUUCCAGUAGUCUGUGGGACAGCCUGGAGAGGCUCCCAUCUUGGUCUUCUGUGGACCCCCUCAGAGUGUGAGAGGGAGAGGGAAGAGACUGGGCCCAUGAAGGGGGUGAGCUAUACCCUGGCCAGCCUCAACUCUAGGCUGCUCCAGAUUUGAGGCCCCCAGCACUGUUCUUUUCCACUCUGCCCAGCCCCAGGCAGCCCCUCUCCCCACUUCACCAGUCAGCUAGACCAUGGCUCCCCUAGGACAGGGCCCCUGUGUGGGGGAGGGUGGCCCUUUCUGCUAGAGACUAGAGUAUUGUAAGCUGGGUUUCACAUGUGGUCUUGGACCCUGGCCCCCAAGGUCCUGGCUUUUGGACCAUGAGCCUCCUCUGUGGAGCUGACUCUCCGGAGUGACUGUCUGGCCACAACUCUGACUCCAGGUACCUGUGGCCAACUAGAAUUUCAUCUCCCUCAGAAUGAUAACACUCUUGAGUUUCCUCCAGGGUUUCCCCUUGAGCCUCCUGCCCCUGAGUCAUCCCAGUGUGUUUUUUCCUCUGUGCUGAGAUGGCCUGGCUCUGGGAGACAGUGCUGAGGACUCGGGCCAUAGAGGUGGAAUAUGUGCACACAGGGACCAGCACACUCAUUCAAUAAAGUAAAUACUUUAAGUUAAAAUUAUGCAACUACUCUAAGAAGGUAAUUCUUGUGUAAAAAAGAAGCAGAAACUUACAGCUGUGAGGGCUGAAGUGGUAGGUGGCUGGCUGCUGUGGUGAGCAGUGGGACAAGACUAGGACUCUGAUUCCCACAGGGACGUGGAUCAGACAUGCCCACAGGUGUCAGGACUGGAGCCAGGCUCCCUCUGAGAGCCGGGCUCUGGGACUGGGCAUCUUUUCCUAGGAAUAAAGGAGGAAAGCACGUCCCCCACUUCCCGGGAUUGCACUGGAACAGGGUGCUUGUCUGCGGCAGUGUGAGCUCAGACACCCGGAGACUGGGAACUGGGCUUCCGCUCAGCACCCGCCCUGGGACUAGAGCAAGGAUACCCCACAGUGUGAGCCAGAGGGCUAAUGCAGGUCUGCUUCUGCAUUUACAACACUACAGGAAAGCUGCCCUACCUGGAGACAGAAAAACAAAAACUAUUAUGCAUGAAUUAAUUUAAAAAUAUGUGAGAAAAUCCAAUGCCUUAAAGAAUGACCAGCAACCAUAAAUUGGGAGAAUUUGUCCCUGAGGAAA
This is a messenger RNA of Equus caballus (horse), 2721 nucleotides long. RefSeq names its product coiled-coil domain containing 12 (gene CCDC12). Gene Ontology annotation, cellular component: post-mRNA release spliceosomal complex; U2-type spliceosomal complex. The record is from RefSeq and is a predicted model, not a curated record. NCBI's taxonomy places the organism in Eukaryota, Metazoa, Chordata, Mammalia, Perissodactyla, Equidae.